Messenger RNA from Oreochromis aureus, 4191 nucleotides. RefSeq names its product nuclear factor 7, brain-like. NCBI's taxonomy places the organism in Eukaryota, Metazoa, Chordata, Actinopteri, Cichliformes, Cichlidae. The transcript has a single exon. Gene Ontology annotation, molecular function: protein binding; zinc ion binding. The coding region runs from base 119 to 1615 and encodes 498 amino acids. The record is from RefSeq and is a predicted model, not a curated record.
ACCGAAAGAGACAUAACGUUGAUCAGAGCAGAGACGCCAUUACAUUGAAGGCUGGGAUCUGUAUUUAUGGUGAGUCUUGUUAUUUGGGGAAAAAAAGCAAAUCUGAAAAUCAGAUCAAAUGGCUGAAAAACUUGUACUUUUUGAAAACUAUCUGAGCUGCCAUGUGUGUUCAGAGACUUUCAGAGAUCCUGUGUCUCUGAGCUGCAGCCACAACUUCUGUUCAAGCUGCCUGCAAAAAUUCUGGGAACAAACUACAAACAAAAACUGUCCAGUUUGUAAAAGAAAAUCUUCAAAGGAUCAUCAAGAUGUAAACUUUGCUCUCAAAGAACUUGCUGACUCUUUUGCUGGGAGACAGAAGGUUGGAUCAUCUGAUACACUAAAAGAAAAGAAGGUAUUGGAAAUGAUUUGCAGUAAACAUGAGGAAGUGCCUAAACUGUUCUGUGUGGACGAGCAGAGAGCUGUGUGCACCGUGUGUGAAUUUUCUCUCCACCAUAGUCACAAAGUGGUUCCUGUAGAUGAAGCAGUCAGUGACCUGAAGGAGCAGCUGAAAUCUGACUUAAAGUCUCUGCAGGACAAGAGGAACAAAUACAAACAAGUGGAGGAAACAUACAAUGAAAUGAGGGAACACAUGAAGAAGCAGCUGUUGUCCACAGAGAGGCAGAUCAGAGCAGAGUUCAACAAGCUCCAGCAGUUCCUGAAAGAGGAAGAGGAGUUCAGACUGGCAGCUCUGAGGGAGGAAGAGGAGCAGAAGGGGAGGACUAUCAGCAGAGAGAUGAAGAUGAUUGAGGAGCAGAUCUCCUCUCUGUCAGACAGCAUCUCUGCUGUUGAAGAAGAGCUGCAGAAACACAGCGUGUCAUUCCUCAGCAGUUAUAAAGACACUCAGAGCAGAGCCAGAGCCCAGAGCUCAGUGUCAGAUCCACAGCUGGUCUCAGGAGCACUGAUAGAUGUGGCCAAACACCUGGGCAACCUGUCCUUCAGAGUGUGGGAGAAGAUGAAGGAGAAGGUCCACUUCAGUCCUGUCAUUCUGGACCCAAACACUGCAAGUGGCUGGCUCUAUCUGUCUGAUGAUCUGACCAGUGUGAGGAUUGGAGACAGAAAGCAGCAGCUUCCUGAUAAUCCAGAGAGAAACACUAAGUAUCAUACUGUUUUUGGCUCUGAGGGUUUCAGGUCAGGGAAACACAUCUGGGAGGUGGAGGUGGGAGACCAUCCUGACUGGAAUGUGGGUUUAGUUCAAGAGUCAGUUGACAGAAAGGGAGAGCGUUUAGCUUCACCAGAAUAUGGAAUCUGGUGUGUAUUGCACCGUAGUGGAAAAUACAAUAAUGGUGUUGGUCAGACUGUGACAGUGAAGAAGAGUCUCCAGAGGAUCAGAGUUCAGCUGGACUAUGACAGGGGGGAGGUGUCCUUCUAUGACCCUGAAGACAUGACUCACAUCUACACUCACAGAGACACUUUCACUGAGAAACUCUUCCCAUAUUUCAGUUUUGGAAAGGCAGGAGACGCCAAAACCUCUGAUAUCAGAAUCUGUCAGACUGAGAUUUCUUUGAAAACUUCAGUGAGGUCCACAGAGCUUGGAAAGAAAAGCGUCUGGACUUCUUUAGCGAGGUCUUUUCAGUGAGGUCUUGGUGAAUUUUUUCCCUUCUCUCGUGUUUUCUUUCUUUUGUUACAACUUGUUUUGUGGUUAUUUGUUUUUUUGUUCUCAAGGCUUUUUUAUGUGAGAAAUGCAGGAAUAAAAUUUUAGCACUUUAAAAAUGAAAUUACAAAUGUAGCUCAGAUCCUUUUAGUUUUCAAAUUUAGUUUAACAAUCCAAUUUCAGAAUUAAUGCAUCAAAUGUUGGAUGAUAUAAAACUGACAAGAGCCGUCUUCUCCAUUUGUUUAUUUUUCUUGGAUUCCCUUCUGUUUUUGCCAGAUUUAUGACAGUUUUAAAGUUGUUUAACUGAUCAUAAAACUGUUUUUAAAACAUUGAAACCGUGCAAAAUUGAUGCUAGAGAGCUAAAUAGAUGCUGAUAAAUGUCACUUUGAUUCCCUUUACAAGUUAUUGAGAUCCAUAUCAGCAAAAAACUGUCUGGCCAAUAUGUGUGUUCAGAAUGUGCUAAAACUGACUAAUAAAUAAACCCAGUGUCUUCUUUUCUUUUGGUACUUCACAAUCAGUGAUGAAUUUAAGUAAAAGAUUGUCCUUAUUUACAUGUGAUUCUUAUGGUAUGUUCUUCAUCACGACAAAAUAAAUCAAGCUGUGUACGAUGACAUAAUAAUUUCUUUAGAAUAAUCUGCAAUGACACAUUCUAAAAGAUUAUUCAGUUGUAUUCAUACAAACUAAAGCUCAUUCUUUGUUUCUUAGACUAUUCCUAAAUUCUGUGUAAAUUGCUUUGUCAGGGACAAUUCAUAAUACACCUUACAUUUUCAACUCAACCCAAUAAAACAGAUAAGUAAAACAGUAAAAAUCAUAUUACGGUUUAAAACUGCAAUGAGGUCUCUGUGAUUCUUUUAGUUUUGUUUUCUCUUCUCUGAAGCUUUCUUGCUUUUGUUACAGCUUGUUUUGUGGUUAUUUGUUUUUCAAUUUAGGCAACUCCUGUUGUUCUUUCCUAUGUGAGAAAUUGCAGAAAGAAAGAUUUAGAACCUGCAUGAAUUUAUACAAUGGGAUAGAAAUGAUUUUCAAAAGACAGACAGCAAAACUUGAAUCAUAAAUGUCAUUUGUCUUUGUUUUGUUUAAUAUUCACUUUGAAUGUGUUAAAAUCUUUUUAUUUACUUGUUCAUUUUUUGUUGAUUUUCUGCCUUUUUUGCCAAUAUGUAGCAGCUUUAAAGUCACUGUGUGUUCAUGAAACAGUUUUUUAAAUAUAUAAACAGUGCAAAAUUGAUGUGGCAUUGAUAAGCAAGCACUGAUAAAUGCCACUUUCCUUUCCUUCAUCAAUUAUUUAGAUCCAUAUCAGCUAAUAACAGCAUUGUGACAAUUUGUGUUUUAAUGGUUUCAAAAUGAUAAAUAGACUUGACUCAUAAAUAAUCCUAAUGUCUUCUUUUGAUAUUUAACUGUCUGUGAAUAAUUUAAGUGAUCUGUUUCAUUUAAAUGUGUUUCUUAUGGCAUGUUCUCCAUUAUGUUGCAAAAUAAGCCAAACUGUGUACAUUCAGCCAUGUUUUCUUUAGAAUGUGUCAUUGCAGAAUAAUGUUAACUUUCUGACAUUUAUUCAGUUGUAUUCAUACAAACUAAAGCUCAUUCUUUUUUGUAGAUUGUUCCCAAGUCCUGUGUAAUUUGCUUUGUCAGAUACUAUUCAUAUUAUUCCUCAGAUUUCAGUUCCUGAGUCUGUCUCUGAAGCAGCGUUUGAUAAGAAAUCAAUAUGUGAGACAGUUACAUAUUCACAGUGCUGAUAAGACGAAGGGAGACGCAAUAUGUGCAAGUGCCCUGCAUUGGUUUGAGCACUGUGAUUAGUCUGAGCGAACAAAAAAAAUAUUAAAAAAAAUACCCCAGAGUUAACAUGAUAUAUCCACAAUGCCAAAACAGGCCUGCAACAAACAUUUGUAUAAUGUUUCAUGUUAAGCCUAGAGUUCAUUUUAAAGCCUCCUUGGCUUACAUCAUGGAACCUUGUUUCAAGUUUUAUAGACCAUUAAGUAACACCUCUUUAGUUCCAGUAUGCCCCAUCCUUAUUAAAAGCCAGGCUGUGCAUACCUUUGACCUGAACGAGGCCCUCUGAGGGGGCAUUGAAAGGCACUUCAUCAACCAAUCAAAUAGCCAAUACUGCACGUUAGAUAAAGUGUAUCUAUAGAAACCAGGGCAGGAGGCCAAAGUGGAAAGCUAUUAUGUUUUUGAAAUAUUUAUGGCCCAACAGUGUACCAUUGUGUCUUUAAAAAAAAGUCUUAUUAGAGCAAUUCCCCAUUGACAUGACGUCCCUUAAUAACAUGCGAGCUGAAAAACCGUUAAAUAUCUGUGGCAUUGACAGAAUCGUGGUUUUCUUUGCUACUGACUGACCAGAAACAUUUAUUUCAUAAUUUGUGAACAUUCGACCAGUUGGAGCUGCUGUUUGUUCCAGUGUGUUUCUGUGAAGUCCAACUUCAUAUUCCAGAUCACAUCAGCACAUUCAGGAUCUAGUCUCGUUAACUGUGGAUAUCCUCUUUUUCACCUGCAGAACAAAUAUGAUGGAAAUGUCAGAUUCCUGAUUUCAGUGAUCUCCUGGAUUAUUUCUGUCAAUAAAAAAUAUCAAAGUC